This is a messenger RNA of Topomyia yanbarensis, 2182 nucleotides long. Its product is annotated as facilitated trehalose transporter Tret1-like. Gene Ontology annotation, cellular component: membrane. The record is from RefSeq and is a predicted model, not a curated record. Gene Ontology annotation, biological process: carbohydrate transport; transmembrane transport. Gene Ontology annotation, molecular function: sugar transmembrane transporter activity. Lineage: Eukaryota; Metazoa; Arthropoda; Insecta; Diptera; Culicidae. The transcript has 5 exons. Bases 457 to 1899 code for a protein of 480 amino acids.
GGAGCGGGGUCGGGUCUCCCCGGCUGAUGGCGGACGGUAGUGUUCGUUAUCGCGUAUAGUAAUCGAUUUACCGUAGCCUACCCUCAUAAACAAACAGGUGUCACAGUUCCGUUCUCACCGGAACCGACCGACCAGUACUAGACAGUUUGUCUGCUGGGUAAGACGUGGAUAAUCCAACAUAUCCGGAUUGUGUUGGUGCGCAAGUGUAAAUGUGCUCAGCCGGUGAAAGUUACUGUUGAUAAGCUGGUGUUUUUUUGUUCUCAGCGUUGGAAACAGUGUGUUCUCGCUGGAGUGAUAACAGCUGAGAUUGAUCGCAGCGAGAAGAAAUACAAUUUGAAAAGAGGGUUCCGAGUGUCGGUGCAUCUGAUCAGUCUUUGUUGAGUUUCAGUUUCAUGUGGAAUAAAUCGUUACGAACUAGCAAAAUGGAGCGCUUUAUAAGGGAAUUGGUGAUUUUAAAUGAAUCCAGCUGAGCUCAACUAUCAACCAGUGGCAACGUUCGAGAAUCACGAAAAAGGAAACUACAAAAUGGAGAAAGGAUCUCCUUCGAGACAAUUUUUGGCGGGUGUGACUGUAAACCUCGCCUCGGUAGCGCUGGGGACCUGCCUCGGCUGGACAUCCCCGAUGGGUCCGGUGUAUAAAUCCAACGACACCAGCAUAACCCCACUGGACGUACCGCCGACCUCGGGCGAGGAAUCAUGGAUUGGUUCGCUGGUCGCUUUAGGAGCCCUAAUCGCUCCCUUCAUCGCUGGACCGCUGGCGGAAAAAUUUGGCCGCAAGUUAACCCUGCUGGGUAGUUCCGCAUUCUUCAUCGUAAGCUGGAUUCUACUGCUCACGACAAGCACGGUAGGCCAGUUGCUGGCAGCUAGACUGAUUCAAGGUUUCGGGGUAGGAUUUGUAAUGACGGUGCAGACGAUGUACAUCGGGGAGAUCGCUAGUAACGAGUACCGGGGGGCGCUGGGUUCACUCAUGCAGUUGUGCAUUGUCUCCGGUAUUCUGUAUGUGUACGUAAUCGGACCAUACGUAAGCUAUCACGCGUUACAAUGGGCCUGUUUGGCACUUCCAGUACUAUUUGCCGGGACGUUUUUCUUCAUGCCGGAAACACCUACCUUCUACAUUACCAAGGGUCGCCAGAGUGACGCCAUCAAAUCACUCCAAUUCCUACGGGGUAAGUCGGCUGAUGGAGUUCAGGAUGAAAUGAAGGAAACGACACAGUCCGUGGAAGAGGCAAUGAGAAACAAAGCCAGCGUCAUGGAUCUAUUCAAAAGCAAAGGCAACGUCAAGGCGUUGAUCAUCUGCUCUGGGUUGAUCAGUUUCCAGCAGUUAUCGGGGAUCAACGUAAUUCUGUUCUACAGCCAGACAAUCUUCGCCAAGACAGGCAGCAGUUUGGCUCCUGCUAUUUCGACGAUUUUGGUUGGUAUUGUUCAGGUCCUGGCUAGUGGAGCGACGCCGCUGAUCGUUGACCGGCUGGGUCGUAAACCGAUUCUGCUAGUAUCAGCCGCUGGAAUGUGUCUUGCUCAUGGAACCAUGGGGCUGUACUUCUACAUGGACUACAUCAAGUCGGAUGCGGUAGACAGCAUCAGUUGGUUGCCGAUUUUCUCGUUGAUCUUCUUCGUGACGGUUUACUGCGUCGGAUUUGGACCGCUACCGUGGGCCGUACUGGGUGAGAUGUUCCCCGCUAAUGUGAAGUCGAUCGCCUCCUCGAUUGUUGCGUCCAACUGUUGGGUGCUGGGUUUCCUGGUGCUGCAGUUCUUCUCGACGCUGGACGAGGCGGUGGGAUCGCACUGGUCCUUCUGGAUAUUUGGCAUCAUGUGUGGAGUGGCGUUCGUGUUCACCCUGACCACCGUGAUGGAAACCAAGGGAAUGAGUCUGCAACAAAUUCAGGAUAAACUUAACGAAUAGGGUAUGGUUUAUAAUCGGUUAGUAGGUAACGUUAGAAAUCGAAGUGAUGAGUGUCUUUAAGUGUGGAACGUACGGGCCGAGUCGUUUUUUUCUCACAUCGAGUUAUCAAGUGUUGAAUAUGUAUAAGCGUAAAUAAGAUGUUAUUGUUCAGAAUCUGUGAAGUUUCGUACAGCUCACGUUAGAUUUAUGCUAGCGGUACUGCAUACCAAAGUGUCAUCAAAUUGUAAUGUGAUAAUGGAUAUAAAUAAAUAAAUAACUCACGAAUGAGUUUUUAGUUCAGUGA